AUCCAACAAGUGGACAGUAACAGUAGGUCCGGCACAAGCGAGUCAGUCGGGAAAAGCCUAAAAUUGAUAGACUGCGAGCACCGUCGAGUCGUCUCGCAAGAUAUCACGGCGCGGAAUUUCUCUCCGUCUCUCGAAGAUGGGACGGAGGGUAAUCGAGAUCGCGCUUCUUCUCCAUCUCUUACUCUCGCUCUCGCUCCAUGGAGCCCGUGCUCACCAGGAGGCUGAAGGGGCUGCUGGAACAAGAUCCCUUUUGCAAGAAGUUGCACACAAACAUGAAGUGCAUUGUUCUAGAGAAAGAAGUAGAACUGCCUGGAAAAUUAUUGAGGAGUAUCUGAUGCCAUUUGUGGAUCAAGAGCGGUAUCUAAUUUCAAGCAAGUGUAGACUUCAUCCUGAGAAUGACAUGUUCCGUGAACAGGAGCAGCACAAAAUUCAUGUGGAUUCAAAUGAGUGGCGCUGUGGACUUUGUAAAAAAAGCUUCCGUGCAGAGAAAUUCCUUGAUCAACAUUUUGAUAACCGACACAAUAAUCUACUAAACGAUAGUCAAGGACGAUGCUUGGCAGAUCUAUGUGGAGCGCUGCACUGUGACCUGAUGGCUGACUUCAAGAAGACCAAGACCAAAUGCAAUCCUGCAGCUGCUGCUAGGAACCGCCAUCUUUGUGAGAGCCUUGCAGAUAGCUGUUUUCCCACUAACCAAGGUCGCACGGCAAGCCAUCUUCAUGAACUUUUCUUACGGCAAUUCUGUGAUGCUCACACAUGCAGUGGAGGGCGAAAACCCUUCUCUAGAGGGGGCAAGAAGCAAUCAAGCGUAUUUUACCUUGCUGUUUGCAUAUUGACAGUGAUGCUGUUACCUCUGUUCUAUCUUUUGGUUUAUUUGCAUCAGAGAGAGAUGAGGAAGGGCACUCAAGAUCUGAAACGUAUAUCAAAAACAAUGCGCAAGUCAAAGCCAUCCUAGGUGGCAUGUUGUAUAUUUGAAUGCUUAUGGGAUUGCAUGACGUUCAUGGGUUGAAGAAGGCAUUAUGCAUCAAAACUUGCAGGCAGGUUAAGCUGGUGCAGAGCUGCUUCACUGAGUCUCCACCAACCUCCUUGUAAAAUUGCUUUGAAUUGACAGAGGUUCUGUCCGACCUUUGUGUUAUCUGGGUCUUCACCUGUCUACCAAGAAUGCAGUAGUGCAGUUCAUAAAUGAGAGUCCAAAUUUGUCAUUUCCUUCGUGCAGACCACUACUUGAGUUUUGUACCAUUGAUGAUAUAAUCUGAAAUGCCUCAACAAAACUUCCUUCUUUGGAAUUGUAUGUUCGGCAAGAAUUGUAAGCAUUCGGCGUGUACUCGAACAGAAACCAUUUAAUUUUAAAGAACCAUGAAUUACGAUAUGCUGAAUUCUGCCCCA
Phoenix dactylifera (date palm) is the source of this 1383-nucleotide messenger RNA. RefSeq names its product C2H2-like zinc finger protein. The record is from RefSeq and is a predicted model, not a curated record. Lineage: Eukaryota; Viridiplantae; Streptophyta; Magnoliopsida; Arecales; Arecaceae.